AUGGUUGUCCCACCAACAUUCUCUGACCUUGGAAAGGUUGCCAAAGAUGUGUUCAACAAGGGUUUCUCCAUCGGCAGCAACAAACUGACCGUGAAAACCAAGACAUCAUCUGGUAUUUCUCUGAGCCCUACCUUCGAAAUGAAGAACGAUGCUCUCGUCGCUUCAUUUGAGACAUCUGGUUCUCCCUCCGAGGGAUUUACUCUCAAGGAGAAAUGGACUUCUGAGAAUGUGACCAAAACUAAUCUUAUUGUCGAAGAUAAGAUUUGCAAAGGACUCAAACUCGACCUUGAGGUAGUUGUUAAUGCUGCCUCGGGAAAGAAGGGUGCUGUUGCCAAAACAGCAUACAAAACGGACUGUUUCAAUGGAACCUUCAAUGCUAACCUUGACCUUGCUGGACCAACUUUGAACGCCACAGCUGUCGGAGAAUACAGUGGAGUACAAGGAGGUGUUGAGGUUGCAUUCGACACAGAAAAGUCUAAGCUCACCAAGAACACCCUCGCUGUUGGCUACUCUCAGAACGAUUUCAGCUUUGUUGGAUUCGUGAAAGAUCUAUCCCUGUUUGAAGGACUUGUCCAUCACAAAGUAAAUGAUGAUACUGAAGUUGCUGCUUCAUUGAACUGGAACAACCAGACCAACGGAUGUGCUUUCAACUUUGGUGCCAAACACACUCUUGACAAAGCCACUGCUCUGAGGAUGAAGAUCGACUGCAGCGGAAAGACCACCCUCUCCGUUACCCACAAAGUGAAGCCAUGGCUGGAGGCUACAUUCUCCAACCAGGUUAACGCCAAAACCCUGACCGGUUUAAGUCAUGGAAUCUCCCUUGAAGCCAGCCUCUAAAUCCACAGUGACUUGAACUAGAUUUUUAUAUAGAACAAUGCAAGCAUUGCUUCACGUUUAUUAGUAAAUAAACUUUAUAUCAUAGCAACAUUUGGACGUUCUCUAAUUUAUAAGUGGAUGAAUUUUUUCUAAGGUUUAGGUUUUAUCUUGAAAAAUGUUUACUGUCAAUGCCUAAAAUCGGCAAGCUUAGUUAUUUAUAGAUAAAUUGUUAUGAGAUUGUGAUGUGGUAAUUGAACUGGUCAUUCCAAAUCUUAGAUUACAUUGUUAACACAUGGAAUGGGGCUGAGAGUCUAAUAAGAAUUACUUUUUAAAGCUGAUGAGUUUUGAAUCAUAAGAUUUCGUUGAAAUGUCAUGGUGAGAUUUUCGUUCAGUUAACAUGUAUUUGAAUAGCUUUCUAUGGCAUUUUUUUCUAAUUCUGAUAAUAUGA
Messenger RNA from Bolinopsis microptera, 1264 nucleotides. RefSeq names its product voltage-dependent anion-selective channel protein 2-like. Bases 1 to 837 code for a protein of 278 amino acids. Lineage: Eukaryota; Metazoa; Ctenophora; Tentaculata; Lobata; Bolinopsidae. Gene Ontology annotation, cellular component: mitochondrial outer membrane. The transcript has a single exon. Gene Ontology annotation, biological process: monoatomic anion transmembrane transport. The record is from RefSeq and is a predicted model, not a curated record. Gene Ontology annotation, molecular function: voltage-gated monoatomic anion channel activity.